Messenger RNA from Prunus armeniaca (apricot), 594 nucleotides. Lineage: Eukaryota; Viridiplantae; Streptophyta; Magnoliopsida; Rosales; Rosaceae. The record is from the annotation of a GenBank genome assembly.
AUGUUUGAAUGGACUGCAAGGAUAAACCUUGUCAAAAGUGUGGCUGACGCUUUAUCCUAUAUGCACCAUGAUUGCUUGCCUCCAAUCGUUCAUCGAGACAUAUCAAGCAAGAAUAUCUUGCUGGAUUUAGAGCUUGUUGCUUACAUCUCUGAUUUUGGCACAGCUAGAAUCUUGAAGCCCGACUCUUCCAACUGGACUUCAUUUGCAGGCACAUUUGGAUACACUGCUCCAGAGUUUGCAUAUACAAUGGAAGUGAAUGAGAAAUGUGAUGUUUAUAGCUUUGGAGUGUUAGCUUUAGAAGUGAUCAUGGGAAAGCAUCCAGGAGAUCUCCUGAUCUCCGUUCUCUCCUCGACAACAUCGACUGCGCUUGAUACACCGCUGAGGGACGUUCUGGACCAAAGGCUUUCACCUCCUAAAGAUCAAGUUGCAGGGAAAGUGAUGUUUGUUGUGAAGCUUGCGUUUUCAUGCUUGCAAACCAAACCACAAUGUCGGCCAACCAUGCAACAGGUUUCCCAGGAGCUAUCAAUUCCAAAGGUACCUUUACCAUUCACAUUUGACAAAGUUGCCUUGGAACAGCUGGUUAGCCAUGCUUGA